AUGGCGACGACUCGCACCGGCCGAACGUCGCCGCCCCUCCUCGACGCGCGAUCCUGGACCGAGGCCGAGGACGACGCGGUGCGCGCCGCCGUGGCGAGUCACGGCAAGCGGGCGUGGACCGACGUCGCGCGCGACGUGAGCGACGCCUUCCCGGGGCGCCCCAAGACCAGCAAGCAGUGCCGCGCGCGCUGGGUCGCCAGCCUCGACCCCAAGAUCACGACGCGCCCCUGGACCGAGGCCGAGGAACGGAUCAUCCGCGAGAGCCAGGCCGAGGUCGGAAACAAGUGGGCGACCAUCGCCAAGCGGUAGUUAUCGCCGCGUCCACGGCGAGCCACGCGCCCUUCGAAAAACGACGCCGUUUCGAGGUUCAUCCCGCCCCUCGGCUCCGCGCGGCCGGUCCCCGGUUUUCGCACCUCCGCGCCCCCUUUGCGCAGGCUACCGGGCAGAACCGACAACGCGGUCAAAAACUACUGGCGCGGUGCCGGCGCGUGGACAUUCGAGCUUUUUUGGUGGGAACGC
Messenger RNA from Pelagomonas calceolata, 519 nucleotides. NCBI's taxonomy places the organism in Eukaryota, Pelagophyceae, Pelagomonadales, Pelagomonadaceae. The record is from the annotation of a GenBank genome assembly.